Messenger RNA from Microthlaspi erraticum, 1248 nucleotides. The record is from the annotation of a GenBank genome assembly. NCBI's taxonomy places the organism in Eukaryota, Viridiplantae, Streptophyta, Magnoliopsida, Brassicales, Brassicaceae.
AUGAGUAAUCGAAGUAAGAGAUUAAACGAAGAAGCUGAAGAAGACGAAGAGGAGGCGGAAGGAAUCGGUGAUUGGGAGAGAACGUAUGUGGACGAUAGAUCGUGGGAGGCGUUGCAAGAGGAUGAGUCUGGACUAUUACGCCCAAUUGAUAACAGUGCCAUAUACCAUGCUCAGUAUCGGCGUCGUCUCCGCAUGCUCUCCGCUGCUGCUGCUGGUACUCGCAUCCAAAAGGGACUUAUUCGUUAUCUCUACAUCGUCAUUGACUUCUCUCGGGCAGCUGCGGAAAUGGAUUUUCGACCAAGCCGACUGGCUAUAAUGGCGAAACAUGUUGAAGCUUUCAUUAGAGAGUUCUUUGACCAGAACCCUCUGAGUCAAAUUGGUCUGGUUUCGAUAAAAGAUGGAGUUGCGCAUACACUGACAGAUCUUGGUGGUAGUCCUGAGUCGCACAUUCAAGCGUUGAUGGGAAAGCUUGAAGCUUCAGGGGACUCUUCUUUGCAGAAUGGUCUGGAGCUUGUACAUGAGUAUCUCAGCCAGAUUCCGUCGUACGGUCAUCGCGAGGUUCUGAUAUUGUACUCAGCUCUAAGCACUUGUGAUCCAGGCAAUAUCAUGGAGACCAUUCAGAGAUGCAAGGAAUCCAAGUUAAGAUGUUCUGUGAUUGGUCUUUCUGCAGAAAUGUUCAUAUGCAAAUACCUCUGCCAAGAGACUGGUGGAUUGUAUUCUGUUGCCUUAGAUGAGGUACAUCUAAAGGAUCUUCUACUCGAACAUGCGCCUCCACCUCCGGCAAUAGCAGAGUUUGCGGUUGCAAAUUUGAUCAAGAUGGGUUUCCCACAGAGUGCUGCUGAGAAUUCAAGGGCUAUAUGUUCGUGCCACAACGAAGCUAAAAUUGGUGGCUACACGUGUCCGAGAUGCAAAGCUCGCAUAUGUGAUCUCCCUACGGAAUGCACGAUAUGCGGUCUGACGCUUGUUUCAUCGCCACAUUUGGCGAGAUCAUACCAUCAUCUCUUCCCAAUUGCUCCAUUCGACGAGGUUCCUCUUUCAAGUCUCAAUAAUCUAAUGCCAAAGAGUUGCUUUGGCUGUCAACAGAGCCUACGUGGUGCAGGGAACAAGGGCGGGUCAUGUGUAACAUGUAGUAAAUGCAAGCAUUAUUUCUGUCUGGACUGUGACAUAUACAUCCACGAGAGCUUACACAACUGUCCUGGAUGUGAGAGCAUUCACCGUCCCAAAUCAGUUUCCAUGAUGGAAGAAUGA